Messenger RNA from Anneissia japonica, 4616 nucleotides. Its product is annotated as betaine--homocysteine S-methyltransferase 1-like. Bases 126 to 1211 code for a protein of 361 amino acids. NCBI's taxonomy places the organism in Eukaryota, Metazoa, Echinodermata, Crinoidea, Comatulida, Comatulidae. The record is from RefSeq and is a predicted model, not a curated record. The transcript has 7 exons. Gene Ontology annotation, molecular function: zinc ion binding; methyltransferase activity.
UGUUUUAAAAUAGCUAAUUCUGCCUCUCUGAUUCUGCCUAGUUGACGGCGGUUGUGCAGUAGCUGAUAGAUACAGAUACAGAUCAAGACAAUCUAAAUUAAAUCCUGCAGUGAUUCAUAACCGUCAUGAGCUCGGGAAAAAGGAGGAGCAAAGUAAAAGGCUUGUUGGAGCGUUUGAAUGGCGGCGAGACUGUAAUAGUAGCUGAGGGGUACCUCUUUCUGUUUGAACGCAGAGGUCUAUUGAAAGCGGGAGCAUAUGUGCCAGAGGUAAUCUUGGAACAUCCCGACUUGGUCCGCCAGCAGUAUUGGGAGUUUGUACAUGCCGGUAGUGAUGUUGUCCUGGCUUUUACUUAUUAUGCCCACCGUGAAAAAAUGCGGCUUAUAGGACGUGAGAAAGAUGUAGAGAAGAUGAAUAGAAUUGCGCUGAAGUUGGCGAGGGAGGUUGCAAACGAGACAGGCACACUGAUGGCGGGAAAUAUCUGUAACACAAAUCUAUAUAAACCGGACGAUCCCUCAUGGAACGACAAGAUCAUGAACAUCUUCAAGGAACAAAUUGAGUGGGCUGUAGAGGAAGGGGCAGACUAUAUUUUGUCUGAAACAUGUGGUGAUAUUGGUGAGGCUGUGUUGUCGGUGAAAGCAAUCAAGAAAUAUGCUCCAGGUCUACCAGCUGUUGCCACAAUUCCUAUAUACCAGAAUGUCAUCGAUGGAGAAGUAGCCACGCUAGAUAACAUAAAGCUCAGCAAUGCAGUCAAAAUGCUUGAAGAUGCCGGAGCUGAUGUCAUUGGUCUGAACUGUGCUCGUGGCCCAGAAAUGACAAUGAAAAUUAUGGAUAUUGUCAAAGAGAAUUGCAAGAAACCGGUGGCUGCUGUACCUGUGCCCUAUCGUACCACUGACGAACAACCAAACAUGCAACUUUUAACCGAUCCAAAAACAGGAAAGCGUUUGUUCCCGGAAAAUUUGGACUGUGCCUUCUGUACUCGAUCGGAAAUCUAUGAGUUUGGAAAACGCUGUAAACAGAUGGGCAUUGGGUAUGUUGGUAUAUGCUGUGGAAAUUCCCCUCAUUACACCAGAGCUUUGGCGGAAAGCGUGGGACAUACACCACCCGCUUCUAGGUACACAACUGACUUGAGUCAGCAUUUUAUGCUUGGGAACGAUGAUUCGCUUAACAAGCACUACACCAAGGAUGUGAAGACUUUGAUAACCAUUGAAUAGUGGUUUAUGCCACAUUGAUAUCAAUGUUCCAAAUACAUAUGUAUAUAUUAAGUAUAUACUGAACUGUUUCUUGAUUGAAUAAAUUAUUUUUGAUUAAAAACAGUUUUGUUGUCAAUAUACAAGCACUACACCAAGGAUGUGAAGACUUUGAUAACCAUUGAAUAGUGGUUUAUGCCACAUUGAUAUCAAUGUUCCAAAUACAUAUGUAUAUAUUAAGUAUAUACUGAACUGUUUCUUGAUUGAAUAAAUUAUUUUUGAUUAAAAACAGUUUUGUUGUCAAUAUGAAUACUGUACUGUAGUGUAUCAGAACUGUUUUUAAUAGUGGUUUAUGCCACAUAUAUAUACUGUAAUUAUUUCAGGGAGGAACACAUUUUAAUAUUUGAAAUUUAUAUCAAUAUAUAAUAUAUAUUGAACUGUUUCUUUGAUUGAAUAAAUUAUUUUUUUUAUUAAAAAGAGUUUUGUUGUCAGUAUGAAUACUAUACUGUAGAGUAUCACAACAGUUUCUAGUGGUAGAUCCAGGAGUUCGAAAUAGAGGUGACCCAGGUAGACGCUUCCACAGACAGAGGGUCUAAACCACCUCAGCCCCACCAUGGUUGGGGCUAAGGUAAGACAAUUUAUGAUUAUGGCACCUUACCUCAUCGCCGGAAAUGGCACUCUCGGACCUAAAUUUAUAAUUUUCCUUUUUUCUCCUAAAAGAAUAGAGUAUAUAGGUCAAAAUGCAAAUCCUUUUAAGUAUAUUAAAUGAGGUCAGUCACUAAGUAUUAGAUCAAUUGAAUUUCACCAAUCAGCAUCUAAGUGACUAUCAUCAAACUUCCUCUGGUCUGGGAGUCACUCAUGUGUCAAAACUCUUUGCAGUGAAGGAUCCAGGAAUUUGAAAUAGGAGGACCAAGAAGGGACAUUCACAAAUGGAAAAUUUAUGAUUAUGGUACCUCUAGAUCAUUUUUUUUUAGAAUUUUUUAAAUAUUUAGUGGCAAGAGGGCCCCUUGAAUUGUGAAGUACUAACAGCUGUUACUGAUUACAUUCAAGGCAAAUCAUCAUGUUUUAGCAGUCUAUGGGAGUGUACAGUAGCUGUAUUUUUCACUACUCAAGGGUGGAUCCACGAUUUUUCGAUAGUGGAGGAAGCUACCAACAAUUUCAUAUGGUUUAAUCAACCGGACAUGCACCGUGGCUGGACCAAUUAUUAAAAUACAGUAUGCCCCACCAGAUACCUGGCAAUGGCUGUAAAAAUAUUAUUUCAGGGCAGUGUUCCCCAACCAAGUGACUGGCUCCUUUCCCAACUGUGGUUUGGGGAUUAGGGUAUGAAAACUACUACAGUAUAUUAUUUCUAGUUCACUGACAAAGAACAAUGAUGUUCCUUUUGCAAAUAGUUUUGUUGCUACCUUAUUGACAAUACAGAAGAAUUUGUUUUCAAACCAAAUCAGACAAACCAGCUUUGUAUAGUUGUGCCGACCAUGUAUGCAUACUGUACAAUUGCUGUUUGUUAAAAUCUCUGAUUCAAACAUGACAAUUAUAAAAAAAAAUAUGCAAAUUGCAGUAUUCUAUAGAUGUUUAAUGAUGUGAAAAAAUAAAUACAAUGUUCAUAGCAAAAAAGAAGCAUCAGAAAUAUUUUCAAACUUGGUUUUAUUAUAUAAACAAAUUUCAAUCUAAACGCUACUUUACCCUUGGAAAAAGGCUCGAGAUUUAGUUCUCUUUUAAACAUCACAAUUAUGUUCAUGAAUGUUUAAACUAUGAAGAAAAAAAAUGAAUCUAUAAAUAUAAACAAUAAGGCAAUUUGUUAUUCAAUUUAGAACUCUAUUCAAAAUAAAUUUCAAUUACCUGCAGACUACAGCAUAACAUCAAUGAUUAAUAUAUUGUAUUCAAUCUGAGUAAACAGAUAAAAUCAAUUUUGUGUUAAGCAUUAAAACAAAAGCUCUUCUACGUUUCUUUCCAUAGUAUUUCCUAGAUAAUUUAUAAAAGCGACUAGGAAGGUGGGCGACGGAUAUUAUUUUAUAAAUAUAAAUAAAAAGCUACUAGAUUUUACUGCAUAUCAUUUAUGUUAUCAAAAUUUGGAUUACAAUUAUAUAAUCAUUUUCUUUAACAGAUGUACACAAAUUGACAGAUUUGGUAGUAAGAAUACAUAAUAUUUAAUGAUGUUUUAUAUAGCCUGGGCACACAAUGCAUUGGCUGAUGAUCAUCGGCGUGAUUCCAUGAAAAGUACAAUGCGCUGAGGUGCAUGGGAUGGAUAGUUUUUGAUCUGCUUAGACUGCCACCUACCAGUGGCGAAUCCAGGAUGUUUAUGAUCUGAGCGGGCAUGACAUAUGGUCCAAGGGGUUUGCAGUGUUUCUUACUUAUUGGGGGUCUGGAGUUUUGGUCAUUUUAUUCUCUUAUCUCAAUGAUUUCAUUCUUGGUUAGACUUUUUAGCUGCUGCUGGUGAGGGGAAGGUGGUGCUCCGUUCUUACCACCCUUGGAUCUGUCACUGCCGGAGGUUGGCGUACAUCACAUUAUCUAGUACUCACACAGGCGACUGACGCAUUAUGUGUUUAAUUUUCUAAUAUGCUAUAUAUAUUGCCAAUUGCAGCCAAGAGCAUCAAGGUAUGAGCCUGAGAGACAAUGGAAUAACAUUUUAUCAUCAGCAUCAAUAAAUUGACACAAACCAUGGCAUGUGAUAAUUAGUGGCUAUUGGUUGUAAACAUUAGAAUUUAAACUUAACUGACCAACCAAUCGGAACAUACUAUUCAUUAGAUUGGGGCCAAGAAUAUGUGCCAUGCUAAAAUCUAUUGCUAUUUUAGUUCUAAUUAGUGAUUAACCAAAGUGGUUUGAUGUUUCCUUUUCAGGCAAAGAUUGUAAUAAUAAUGAUUUUCCAAUUAACAGUUUAAAUGAUUAAAUCUGAUUGAAAAUGACAAAAAUAUUUUAUAGAAUUUAGGUUUACGUUGAAUCAUACUAAAUUUCACAAGCUCAGUCAUGGAAUUGGUCAAUUGAUAGCAAAUAUUAAACAGAUACUGUUUGACCAUCAGCAUCAUUAAUUAAAUUAAUUAAUUAUGUAAUUAAUUAAUUCAUUAACGAUAUUACUUCUGAAACAACUAAAAAUCAAGAUUCACUAUUUUGAUAGGUUGAGUUAUACCCUUUCUAUUUAUCAACUUACAAUAACCCCAACUACAUAAAGAUGGAACAGCUGUACUAAUUGGUGGAUGCGUAUUUGUGAGGUCUCAACACAAAAUGAGACUGCAUCAUAGUGAGGUCAUAUGAGGUAUGCCAUCGCAAAAACUGAUGCUAUAUGUUAAACUGAGUAAUUAUCAUAGGUAUAUGGCAGUAUUGUAUACUUUUGUUCAGAGGAGGCAUAAGGCCAAAAAAAGUAAAUUUUUGUGUUGGCCAUGUUUUGGGAAAUCCAAAAAAAUUGGUAGGUCGGUAGGAAAACUUUUUUUUUUU